UUUUUAUUUUAUUUUUUUUUUGUUUCUUUAUAAUAUGAAUUUUCUUUGUGCGCGUCCCACCGAUUGGCUUAUCGGCCGGCGUGCAGUUAUCGCGUCGGACGGACUCUCGCGUGCGUUUCAAGAAAAAGCGCACACCGACCGAAAUGCGAUUUAUAAUUUGGCCGGAGAAUUGCGUCUUAGACGUAAAAAUAGACCUCUGGCUAUGAUUAGUAACUGCCCGUGCGACGCGCGCACGCGUCAGUCCGACACGGAUUGAGUACCUACUGCGGCAGAUACAUAUACUUAUUAUAAUUAUAGACCGUGUGCGCGCCACACCACACGACAUCACACUACGACCGGAUAUACAGCAUCGCCUGAGCACGAUUGUAAGGAAAAUCUCAUUGUCCGACCAGUGCAACUAUCUCAGAUGGGUGCAAUAUGGAGUCGUCCGGCAGAUUUGCCAGCUUUAACAGCACCAGAUUUAGUUGAAGAGUCUUUUGAAAGUACUGCUAUUGAUGCCAAAGAUCCAGAUGAGUUCGACAGAUAUUUGGCGAGUAUACGCGAACGGCGGCAUGACGCUCUUUCGUCGAUUAAAGCAGAAAUGAAUCGAUUGAGGGAGUGCAAAGAAGAAUUGGAAAUGGUGAGAAAAGAAAAAGAUGGAUUAGAACAACAGGUCAAAGCUCUAAAGCAAGUGGCAAACAUCAGCAAUGAUAUGUUGAAAAUCAGAGAAGCACAGGUGACUGACUUAAAAAAACGAUUACAAGAAAUGGAAUCACACGCGGACGAAUGUUUGGCUGAUUUGCGUGUGGAGUACCAAAAGCAAAUCGACAAUAUAAGAAAUUUACGUCGGCUUUAUGAAGAAAGGGCAGAAGCAGCAGCUAUGGGACAUGAAAGAGAAAUUAAUAAAGAGAGAGCUAAAAAUUCUUUGUUAGAAGCGAAAUUGGCAGAAGAACUUAACAGUAAGCAGGGUAUGAAUGAUUUUAUAGCAAAACUCGAAACAGAUGUUCAAGGUAAACAAAUCGAAUAUGAACAAAUGAAAGCAAAAUACAUGACUACAUCAGCAGAUAGAAUGAGCCUUGCAUCACAAAUGUCUUUAGUUAAUAAUCUAUUCUCUACUUUAUUAUCUGGUGAUGAGGGACCGGACUUUGAUAGAUUCGCUCGGAUGCUAGAGGAAAAUAGAGAGUUGAUAUCUGACUUGACAUUCAACGGGGAUAUUAAUGAAACAGCUUCUGUGUUGAUGGAUAUUGCUGGUGAUACAUUGGAACGUUCCGAAGAAGUAGAAUGUACGUCAAAUCGAGAAAAAAUUGCUUCAAAUCUGCCAAAAGUUUGGAGAAUACUCGUUGAAUUGUUGGGUCAUUAUGACAAUAAAACAGAGAUUGAGGAUAAGCCAGACGACCCAAAUGAAUCAAGGGUCGCUUCUGUAAGUAGAACAUUUUUGAAGCUUAAAGAUCUUAUCCUUGAAAAAAAUUCUUUGGUGAAAGAUAUCGGUAGACUGAAGACUCUCAACGAUCAUUUGGAAUCAAGACUUGGCCAUCAGCAACAAAGGCUUUCAACUGUAUCUGCUGAAUUGUGUAAAGCGUGGAAUGCUGUAGCCAAGCUUAAUGCUCAACAUAGAAAACUGCAUACUCAUGAAAAGAUUUUAAGGUACGAAUUGCAACAUAAGAGAACUGUAUUAACUGAACUUAAACAGGAGCUAGAAUAUUGUCGAGAGAAAUGGGAUCAAGCCCGAUUGAAGAAUACUCAAUCUCAGGAAGAUUGGCAGUCGUUACGAGAAGAAUUUGCUCGGAGAAAAUGUAGUACAUCAGUAGAGAGUGGAUUCGAAGAUGACGAGAGCCGAGUGGCCAUUGCCGAUAGUGGAGAUUGCAGCGAUGAUGAUGAAAGUUGGUUGAAAACGUUAUCUUUGGAUACCUCAGAGACAGAAGCAAUAGACGAACCCCAGUCAGAAACCGAAGCAACUGGGAUUAAAAGAUUAGAGAAACAGAGUAGAUCGUUGCUCAAUCAAAUGGUACGUACUUCUCGAACCAGUGACUCUAUAAGUGAGCGGCUAGAAGAAUUACAAAGACAAUAUGGAAGGUCUGGACGACGGACCACAUCGGAGAAUGAAGAUCAUUCAGAAGUUUUAGUUGAAAUACCAGGAGCUAGUACUUCGACGUCUUCAACAUCAAUAAUUUUACAACCAAACGAAAACAAUACAUUACAAACCGAUGAAAUAAUUAUAAGAACUGAAAAAGAAGAAAGACUGCAACAAAAUACAGCUACAGCUGUAUUACGACCCGACGAGGAGGAAAGACUUCAACGAAGAGCAGCUAGAUUAAAAAGAUUGGAAGAACAGUGUUUGGGAUUAUUCAGACAAGUUAGUGAGACUAAUGCCAGGAGUGAUAUGAUAUCUGAUCGACUGGAUGAGGUGCAUGCUAGACAGGUAGCUAGAUCCAAUGAUCGGCAGGCUACAACAAAUACUACUGUUCAACCCGACGAAACACCUGAAAAUUUAUGAUAAGAAAAUAGUAAAACCACAUGGUUGAAAUAUUACAUUUAUGUGAAAAGUUGGAGUCAUUAUAAAAAUAAUGAAUAUGAAAGCUGUAGUGUAAAAUAAAAACCUAUUACCAAGUUGGCAUAUUAUUUUAAAGCGCAGUUACGUUGCACAUUCUUGCGCAGUUAAAAUUAUUGUUUUAAAUGACCGCAUAUUAUUAUUUUCAGUAGGGUCAAUGUCAUUAAUAUUUGUCUUUCAGUUAAUAUAAUUAAAAUAACUCCAAACUAUUUUAAGGGAAUUAUAUAUAUAUAUAUAUUAUAUACAUUUAUACAAAGUAAUUAUUAUUUUAAAAAGUUUUAAAUAUCUUGUAGUUAAGUAAGUACCUAUUAUUUUUACAUAGACGUAUGCGGUACAACAUUUUUGAAAAGAUUAUGUUUUUUGUAAUUUUUAUCGUUAUCAUUUUUUAAGUUUUUUCUCUUUUGAAUGACAACAUAAAUCAUAAUUUUGUAAAACUAACACACCUAUAUAAAUACAUUUUAAUAUUAUAAUUGUUAUGGUUAUUUUCGCAUACACAGAUGCGUGUAAUUCAUUGUGUUAUUAUUAUUAUUAUUAGAAGUGUAGUAGUUUACACAAUGUAGUCUAUUAAAGUUUAAUUCGUGUUAAUAAAUAUACAUAUUUGAUUAAU
Molecule: messenger RNA, 3134 nt
Organism: Aphis gossypii (cotton aphid)
Lineage: Eukaryota; Metazoa; Arthropoda; Insecta; Hemiptera; Aphididae
Product: myosin-J heavy chain
Exons: 6
Coding region: 407-2473 (688 amino acids)
Source: RefSeq, a predicted model, not a curated record